This is a messenger RNA of Enhydra lutris kenyoni (northern sea otter), 1330 nucleotides long. It is a transcript of the gene TLCD5, whose product is annotated as transmembrane protein 136. The record is from RefSeq and is a predicted model, not a curated record. The transcript is spliced from 2 exons. Lineage: Eukaryota; Metazoa; Chordata; Mammalia; Carnivora; Mustelidae. Gene Ontology annotation, cellular component: membrane. The coding region runs from base 189 to 926 and encodes 245 amino acids.
CAUGGAAUCAGAAUCACAACCACGCUUUAAUGGACAAUUCUUGGCUGUGUUGAUAAGAAGUAUUUCAGUGAAGGCAAUGUUUUUGUACUAUCCUAGAGUAGGAAUGAAGAUGAUACGCAAAUUGACCCAAUGCUGUUUUCUUAGGGUGCAUCCUUUGUUUUUUCUGGUUUUGGUCUUUUCAUCAUAGGAUGGCAUUAGCUCUGUGUCCGCAGGUGCUGUGCAGCCUGGGGGGCUGGGUUUCACUCUACAUCUCUUUCUGCCGCCUGAAUAAGCACCGAAGCUUUGAGUGGAGCUGCCGGCUGGUGACGUUCACCCAUGGAAUCCUCUCCAUAGGCCUCUCAGCUUAUAUUGGCUUCAUUGAUGGCCCCUGGCCUUUUACCCACCCAGGCUCACCCAAUACUCCUCUCCAAGUGCACGUUCUGUGUCUCACCUUGGGCUACUUCAUCUUCGACUUGGGCUGGUGCAUCUACUUCCAGUCCGAGGGGCCCCUGAUGCUGGCUCACCACACGCUCAGUAUCUUGGGCAUCAUCAUGGCCCUGGUGCUCGGGGAGUCAGGCACAGAGGUCAACGCGGUCCUCUUUGGAAGUGAGAUCACCAACCCCUUGUUGCAGAUGCGCUGGUUUCUCCGAGAAACAGGACGCUACCACAGUUUCACUGGAGAUGUGGUGGACUUCCUCUUCGUGGCCCUGUUCACCGGAGUGAGGAUUGGUGUAGGAGCUCGCCUCCUUUUCUGCGAACUAGUCUCCCCCAAGCCCAGGUGGUUUGUGAAGGUUGGGGGAGUAGCGAUGUACGCUGUGUCUUGGUGUUUCAUGUUCAGCAUCUGGCGCUUCGCGUGGAGGAAGAGCAUCAAGAAAUACCAUGCCUGGAGAACCAGGCGGGGCGAGGAGCGACAGCUGAAGCAGAACGGCCAUCUCAAAACGCACUAGCCAUGACUUUGUCCAGACGGUGGGUUAGAGUUAGUCGGCUGCGGGACACAGGUCGGAGAUACGGCUGUCACAGAACCAUGCUUCCAGUGAAGUUAGGUUUCAAAAAAGGGCUAAACCUUAUCAGUCAGUUUGGUCAGUCUUCAAAUGGAGCCCAUACCAGUAUUAAAACACGAAUUUCCACCAUAGCGCGGUUGUAGAAAAGCGAAACUACGUGGUGGUAAUUGUGAGUAUGUCACUGUGAGAUGAGCAAUGCUGCAUUCCUUUUAGUUCCUGGUGUCCCUGGGUCCUCUUGUCUCUGGGAUGCCUGAUGGCUAGACAGCUCAGGAGCGAAUUUGAGAAUUCCUUCGAGAAUUGACUCCUUGAGCAAACUCUUAUUCCUGCUUUCCAUGUAGCAAUUUUUUUUU